Molecule: messenger RNA, 2016 nt
Organism: Centropristis striata (black sea bass)
Lineage: Eukaryota; Metazoa; Chordata; Actinopteri; Perciformes; Serranidae
Gene: cox15
Product: cytochrome c oxidase assembly protein COX15 homolog
Exons: 9
Coding region: 111-1334 (407 amino acids)
Biological process (GO): heme A biosynthetic process
Cellular component (GO): mitochondrial inner membrane
Molecular function (GO): oxidoreductase activity, acting on NAD(P)H, heme protein as acceptor
Source: RefSeq, a predicted model, not a curated record
AGCUGUUAGGAAACAUGUAUGUAACAUCCCGUUUUUAGCUUCAUCUUUGACUAACGUUACAGCACUGCAGGACCAGUUCAGCGCCAGCGGACAUUAGCUAGAACUCAGAGAUGUUACUCUCUUCAGUACGGACAACCAUCUUUUGCGGUUGCAGAAGUGCCAGCAAGGGAUUUCAAUACAGCAAUCGGAGUCCACAGCUCCGACAAUGGCUUGUGAAAAGAAGUCAGAGCACCAUCACGGCGGAAGCAGGGGCCUCCUCCACCCCAGCAGCAGCUGCUGUUCCCAACGCAGCCACAAAUCGCAUACUAGGUCGCUGGUUACUCGGCUGCAGCGGACUGGUGGUUGGGGCUGUUGUCUUGGGUGGUGUCACAAGGCUGACAGAAUCUGGGCUUUCCAUGGUUGACUGGCAUCUGGUGAGAGAGAUGAAGCCUCCUCAGUCACAAGCAGAGUGGGAGGCUGAGUUUUCUAAGUACCAACAGUUUCCUGAAUUCAAAAUAAUGAACCAUGACAUGACGCUGCCAGAGUUUAAGUUUAUCUUCUACAUGGAGUGGGGUCAUCGUAUGUGGGGAAGGCUGGUUGGACUUGCUUACAUCCUACCCACUGUUUACUUCUGGAAGAAAGGAUACUUCACUCGCUCCAUGAAGGGAAAAGUGCUCGGGCUUUGUGGAUUUGUCUUCUUCCAGGGCCUUCUGGGGUGGUACAUGGUAAAAAGCGGUCUGGAGGAGAAGCCUGAGUCUCAUGACGUCCCGCGGGUCAGCCAGUAUCGUCUGAGUGCUCACCUUGGUUCUGCCUUGCUGCUUUACUGUGCCAGUCUCUGGACCGGGCUCACUCUGCUGCUGCCUACACACAAGUUGGCAGAAACCCAACGUCUCAUGCAGCUUAGGAGGUUUGCCAAGGGGACUGGUGGACUCGUCUUCCUUACUGCUCUUUCAGGUGCAUUUGUUGCUGGUUUGGACGCUGGGCUGGUGUAUAACUCCUUUCCUAAGAUGGGAGAGCGAUGGAUCCCAGAUGAUCUAUUGGCAUUCUCUCCAGCCCUCAAAAACAUUUUUGAAAAUCCCACAACUGUGCAGUUUGACCACAGAAUUUUGGCGAUCUCCUCUUUGACUGCGAUUACAGGCCUCUACAUGUUCUCAAGGAGGAUGAUGCUGCCCAGGAGGGCUAAGAUAGCCAUCAGCCUCCUCACAGCAAUGGCCUAUGGACAGGUUGCCCUCGGCAUCAGCACCCUGUUACUGUAUGUCCCCACUCCACUGGCAGCAACUCACCAGUCUGGCUCUGUGGCUCUUCUCUCGCUGGCCAUUUGGGUUCUGGCAGAACUCAGGAAAAUGCCCAAGUAAAUGCCUGCUCCUUUAUGGGCAAAUCCAAUCCCUACUAGCUGCACCUUAAGUCUCUAAGAGACAGCAGUGUCACUGUUAACGAGGCCUUCAGAGAGAAGACUGAAAACAUGUUAAAAACUGAUAAAUGUUUAAUUUAACACUGGACUAAUAUGCAAAUGCUAAACAUGAAGUCUGUGAUGCUGCAAUGUAAUCAUCAUGUGGUGACUUUGCAGUAUUUCAUCACAUUGUCAUUAAAGCAGGAGUGUCAUUUGAGUGUUGUUGAUAAAGUCAAUAAGUACAAUAAGGCUGUCAAUGAAAAACAGACUGAAGCUUUUGUGGAUACCUUUUGUUAUUUCACAUUAAGAACUUUUGUUUUGCAAGGAUUUAAACACAGAUGUGCAAAUUCAAGCACAUUUUCAGUUUCUAACGCUGUAAUGACACAGCAACAGGAUUUUCAAUGAAGGAUGCAUAUUUGGUUUGCAGCCAGCCAGAGUUCUGCAGGAAUACCUUACGAUUUAUUUUGUAAUUGUAUACAGCUUUAACAGGAUGUUCUGAUUGCCUGUUGCCUUGUGUUUGGUUACACACUGCCUGUUAGUUGAAUCAGAUGUAGCUGUUGGGAUUGUAUGUAAAAUUAUGUAUAUUUAACUUAUGAACCUUUUCUUGCUGACAUUGUGGUGAUGUAUAAUGAGGUUAAAACAUGUAG